Cinara cedri is the source of this 1155-nucleotide messenger RNA. Lineage: Eukaryota; Metazoa; Arthropoda; Insecta; Hemiptera; Aphididae. The record is from the annotation of a GenBank genome assembly.
AUGGGCUUAACGUGCAACGGAUCUGAAGAAGAACCAAAACCUCAAUGUGUGAUAUGUUUUGAGGUAUUAUCAAACAAGGCUUUAAAACCAUCAAAACUAAAAAGACACCAUGAAACUAAGUAUAAAGAACAUGUCAUGAAAUCCAUUGAAUUUUUUAAAAAUAAAGAACAAGAAUUGAGAAAAAAUAUGAAAUGUAUCAAAAAAAAUUAAAACUGAUUGUAUAAAUGGAAGUGCUGUAAAUGCAUCGUUUGCAGUUUCUUUACUAAUUGGGAAAUCAGGAAAACCUCACACGAUUGCAGAAGACUUGAUAUUACCUGCUGUGAAAGCUAUGGUUUCUGCAAUGAUCGGCGAAGAAGCUACAAAUAGCUUUAAUAAAAUUGCAUUGUCAAAUGAUACAAUAAAACAACAAAUUGAUGGUUUAUCAAGAAAUAUUAAAGAACAGUUGUUGAGAAGAAUUAAUAAAAGUGACUACUUAAGUCUCCGACUUGAUGAAAGUACCAAUAUAACUAAUAAAUCAGUAUUACUGAUUAAGAUACGAAUACGAAAAUGUCAUUUCCGAAGACAUUUUAUUCGUAACCACUGUGGUACACACAACGGCAGAGGAAAUAUUUUGUAAAAUGAAUGAAUUUAUUAUGGCUUUAUUAGAGUCUUCGGCUGUCAAAGAAGAAUUACGAUCCAUUUCCAAAUAUCAAAAAUGUUAUUGAAUCAACUGAAGAAGAAUUGUCAGAUAAAAAUUCUAAAUAUUUCAUAAAACAUAUGAGUAAUAUGCAACGUAGUUUCCGUGAUUGCUUUCCUGUUCCAGAUAUAAGUAGAAAUUGGAUUCGACAACCUUUUGAAAUUGAUAUUCAUCAAAUAAAUGGACUGACAUCAUUGGAAGAAGACAGCCUUAUAGAAAUUUCUACAGAUACUAGUUUAAAAAUUCAAUUCAAUCAAAAGUCAUUAGAAAAAUUUUGGUUGCAUGUUCGAAAAGGAUUAAACACAAUUAUCAAGUAAAGCUCUAAAAAUUUUGAUUUCAUUCCCCACAACUUAUUUAUAUUAAAAAGCCUUCUCCGCCCUCUUUCAUAUUAAGAAUAAGUUUCGAAACCGAAUAGAAAACGUAGAAAACGAAUAGAAUCUGAACUACGAUUAAAGCUUUCGAGUAUUGAGUCCUAUGUU